UAUCCAAUCGCGACCGUUAGCUGGGCCGGGCGAUGCGGUGGUACCAAGAGGAGAAAAAUCUGACCGUCCGUGCCGGGUGAUGUGAAAAGUCAAUACCACAUCAAAACCAGGCUUUUCCGUCGCAUGUUUAGACCACUCAAAGGGAUAUGAGAAUCACCAUUUGUUAAACGGUGAUGGGCACGUCUGAUCAGUGAGUGCGAUCGAGGCCAUUGUGAAUACUUGUUGAGCUUCGUCCUGACGGUUAACAGCAGCAUCUACAGAUCACCUCUCUCUGCGUGGCACUCUUUUUUUUGCCACCUCUGAGCCUUUGAAGGAAAAACAUCACCGUGGGAUCACACACCUCUGCACUGUGCACAUCCCAGCCAGACUUCCCCCGCAUCACCUCAUCCUCACCUCCCCAAGAGGGAGAGAACAGCAGCCGCCAUGGUGCUGUCACAGAGACAAAGAGAUGAACUAAACCGGGCUAUAGCUGACUAUCUUCGUUCCAAUGGAUAUGAGGAAGCCUAUUCCACCUUCAAGAAAGAAGCAGAGUUAGAUAUGAAUGAAGAGGUAGAUAAGAAGUAUGCAGGGCUAUUGGAAAAGAAGUGGACCUCAGUUAUCAGAUUACAGAAGAAGGUGAUGGAGUUGGAAUCAAAGUUGAACGAGGCAAAAGAGGAGAUGACACAUGGAGGACCUGUGGGUCAGAAGAGAGACCCCAAGGAGUGGAUCCCCCGUCCCCCAGAGAGAUAUGCCCUGAGCGGGCACCGUGCUCCAGUCACGCGUGUCAUAUUCCACCCUGUGUUUUCUGUCAUGGUUACAGCUUCUGAGGAUGCUACCAUCAAGGUGUGGGACUAUGAGGCAGGGGACUUUGAGCGAACCCUCAAAGGCCACACAGACUCAGUGCAGGACAUCUCCUUUGACCAGACGGGAAAGCUGCUGGCUUCAUGUUCAGCUGACAUGAGCAUCAAACUUUGGGAUUUUCAGGGGUUUGAGUGUAUCCGAACAAUGCAUGGCCAUGAUCACAAUGUGUCGUCUGUUGCCAUUAUGCCAAAUGGUGACCACAUAGUGUCUGCCUCCAGAGACAAGACCAUGAAGAUGUGGGAGGUGGCUACUGGGUACUGUGUGAAGACAUUUACAGGCCAUAGGGAGUGGGUGAGGAUGGUGCGUCCCAAUCAGGAUGGCUCGUUGAUCGCUAGCUGCUCUAACGAUCAGACGGUGCGUGUCUGGGUGGUCGCCUCGAAGGAGUGCAAAGCUGAGUUGCGGGAACAUGAACAUGUGGUAGAGUGUAUCGCCUGGGCUCCCGACAGUGCUCACCCCACCAUCCUGGAAGCUACAGGCUCAGAGAGUAAGAAGAGUGGAAAGCCUGGCCCCUUCCUUCUCUCUGGCUCCAGAGAUAAAACAAUUAAGAUGUGGGACGUUAGCAUUGGGAUCUGCCUUAUGACUCUGGUGGGACAUGACAACUGGGUGCGUGGGGUAUUGGUUCAUCCUGGAGGAAGAUUCAUAGUGAGUUGUGCUGAUGACAAAACCAUUAGGAUCUGGGACUACAAGAACAAACGCUGCAUGAAGACCUUGAGUGCCCAUGAACACUUUGUUACCUCUCUGGAUUUCCACAAGACUGCUCCCUACGUGGUGACAGGCAGUGUCGAUCAGACAGUCAAAGUUUGGGAGUGCCGCUGAGACUGCCUCCAUCUUUUGCCCUCUCCUGAUCCCCAGCCUCCCCUCCUCAACUCCUAAAGCCCCUUCCAACCUUCUCCUCUACCUUCUUCCCUCUGUUCUGACACCCAGCUCAGCCCCUCACCUCUCGCACUCCAAACCAUAGUUGACCAAGACGCUUUACCUUCUCCCCGUCUCCCUUUCCUGGCUCCCCCCUCCUUCCCUUCUCCCCUACAUUGGUCCAGCCCUAUUAAGAUGACUAUUGUCCUUUUGUGUAAAUUAUUCUGGAUGUAGGGUACGCUUAAUAAAUGUCACGCAAUCUCUGACACAUAAACACACUCAAAAAGAUAAGAAGUAUCCUUGCAUGGUGAAUCCAACAAAAAAUUCUAUACUGUUAAAUUUGCAAAUUUGCAUACUGUUGUCAUGACUUCCCGUCGGGUCAAAGGGUAAAUAUCUUUGUGUGCUGGCGCAGGCGGAUUCUGGUGAAACUGACAGUGCACGAAAACCAAUGGCACCCCUUUUAUUGAAGGGGUUUAGGUUUUGUUUAGUUUUGUUUUACUCCAUGCCUCCAUUGUUGUGGUCUGUCACUGUGUGGCUGGUGAUAGAGAAGGUGUGAGGAAAGUAAGUGUAAAAGGAUGAGGAAAAGGUGGAAGCUGUCCAGGAGAAAAUGAUAAGAAGCCGAAGAAAAAAAUGAAACGGGAUGCAGCUCCAUAGUCGAAUCACAGGAGGUUUUGUGAGUGAGUGCACGUGUACAUGUGUGUAUACACGUCGUGUGUGUGUGUGUGUGUGUGUGUUUGUAUAUUAUGACAGGAGAAUCUCUCCACCGUCUCUGCUCUGAUGGUCAGAGGAGAGAGAGGAGGCAAAGCUUCUUACCCACUGUGUUCAUUCAUACUACUUCCAUCUCUUUUAACAAACUUGCUUUCUAGUAGACACUCACAGGACCUUAAUGAUCCAUAAGCUGCUGAGAGCACAGGCACACGCCCCAUAGCAAAAGUGUGUUUUACAGAGGAAAAAGUCGGCUCACCUUUUAUGAGGUUUGUGUGUGUAUGUUGCCCCAGAGAAUCGCCCAGUGCCCUCUUGCUCGCUAUCUCUGCCUUGUUAACCCAUUGAGGGCUCCCUCACACGGGAUUUUCAUUCUGCUUUCUGUGGUCUCACUGCUCUCUUUACACACACAUACACAUACACUCACAAAUGCACAUACACGCACAGUAAAAGUUGUGUAUCAAUAUAUCUGGAUGUCAUUGUUUGCAACAUAAUGAAAUAAAAUUCUGUAAAUAUAA
Molecule: messenger RNA, 2912 nt
Organism: Acanthochromis polyacanthus (spiny chromis)
Lineage: Eukaryota; Metazoa; Chordata; Actinopteri; Pomacentridae
Product: lissencephaly-1 homolog A-like
Exons: 11
Coding region: 424-1656 (410 amino acids)
Molecular function (GO): protein binding
Source: RefSeq, a predicted model, not a curated record